This is a messenger RNA of Lobosporangium transversale, 925 nucleotides long. RefSeq lists its product as hypothetical. The transcript is spliced from 2 exons. Lineage: Eukaryota; Fungi; Mortierellomycota; Mortierellomycetes; Mortierellales; Mortierellaceae. Bases 93 to 557 code for a protein of 154 amino acids. The record is from RefSeq and is a predicted model, not a curated record.
CAUUCUUUUAUAAAUAUCUCUUUGUCGGCCACUUGGUCUCGCUCUCUCACUAUCGAUUCUAUUUGGUACUUUCAUCCCUCUCUCAAUCUGUAAUGACGUAUAUUUCCAAACUUGCUAUGUCUACAUCAGGAACAGCUAAAGUCUCCAUCCCCACCCAGACAUUUGACACAUAUUGGCUAUGGGCCAAGUCACCAUCCAAGGACUUUGUCAGUGGUCCACGCACAGGAAAAUGGAUGCUCUUCUACGACAAAUCCGUCCUCGAUGACAAGUGGGCUGCUGUAAAAAGACUUGUUGAACAAGAUUUACUGGGAGGCGUAGCAAAAUGCUCCACUGCAAUGGAAAAUCCCAAUGCAACAAGCUCAAAAUCAGGUGUCAUAAUUGUGUAUACACCAGAUUAUCAAGACGAAGAGGACGUGUAUAGGAUUGCUGCCAUUUUGCAUGAGAAAUUGGAUUACAAAAAGCCCAUGUAUUACAAAACGGACGAACAGACAUAUGCAGGAGCAUACAGGAAAACUGGAUCAACAAAAAAUCACAUCUACCGUUAUCCACCUGGCUAGAUGGCUCUACAACUUGUAUAUUCGGAUGUUCUUCCCUUAUUUCUUUAUCUUCAUUAAAGGGUCUAUAUUGAAGCAUAUUAUAAUCAUGUAAGGGUUGGAGUGUUCUCUCAAUGCCAAUGUCCCCUUUCAUGACAAUUUCAAAUACAGGAAGCGAUAAUUGAACGAUAGAGUUACUACGAUCGAGUGUCCUAUGUACACCCUAAAUGCGGCUUCAACUCGCCUUGGAGCUAAUAUUUUGUUUCCCUACAACUAUAGGCCUAUUUGAGUAUAUUUAUAUAUCUCUAUAUAUUAAUUACACGGGCUGUUCUUGCCUCGUAAAAAAAGUUGAUACUUUAUUUUGUGAGAGCAACGUAACAGGUUAUCUUUAU